AUGUCGACUGCUGGUAUUGGAGAAAUCGAUCGUUCAAAGCCCUACCUGCAUCUGAGCAUCGAUGAUGGCUGCGGCCAACAGAAGACCAGAGCACUGUUGCACAUCCCUGGAGAGACAGCUCAAGGCCUGGACAUCGAUCGAAAGCUUGAAUGUCCAGCACUGGUCUGGGGCUGCAAGACACUUGAGCAGCAAUUUAUAAUUUAUCACGACGGACAAGAGCAACGUUUGAAAUGGGGAGAACGAGAGGUUGGAGAAUGGUUGAAUCAACACCCUGAUCAACACACUCGGGUAAUCGAAAAUCCGAAGCUGGCCCUGUGUCCAACAUACGAUGAUAAAGCGACUGGCAGCUUGCAAAAGCUGGUUGGUCGCGUGUUUCAGACCCUAGGUGGGAGGCAUGGCGACCCUGUGAACCUCCGAGAAUUCAAGAUUCUCCAGUAUCGUGAAAUUCGCCGUCGCGUCAUUGAAUGGUACAAGCAGUAUUAUGCUGCCUCGCCUGACUUUGGACCGGACUUUUAG
Messenger RNA from Fulvia fulva, 516 nucleotides. RefSeq lists its product as uncharacterized. The record is from RefSeq and is a predicted model, not a curated record. The transcript has a single exon. Lineage: Eukaryota; Fungi; Ascomycota; Dothideomycetes; Mycosphaerellales; Mycosphaerellaceae. Bases 1 to 516 code for a protein of 171 amino acids.